This is a messenger RNA of Rhodamnia argentea, 1087 nucleotides long. RefSeq names its product protein LIGHT-DEPENDENT SHORT HYPOCOTYLS 10-like. The record is from RefSeq and is a predicted model, not a curated record. Gene Ontology annotation, cellular component: nucleus. Lineage: Eukaryota; Viridiplantae; Streptophyta; Magnoliopsida; Myrtales; Myrtaceae. The transcript is spliced from 2 exons. Gene Ontology annotation, biological process: mRNA transcription; response to light stimulus. Bases 179 to 733 code for a protein of 184 amino acids.
CAAAGGACCCAUUUCGUGUCUCCUCGAGUAGCCCCCAUGAUGUUAACUUCGUCUUCCUCCACUUCCCCCUCUCUUCUCUCUUCUCCUUAAAACCUCUUCAAUAAUUUCUCUUCCCAAGAGAAAUUGAGCCUAUACAAGCUUAUACAAAUUCUUGAUAUCCUAGAGAGAAAGCUUUGUCAUGUCCAUGGAUAAUAGAGGGAAAGAUCCCAUACAAGAAGGAUCCUUGAGAUCCGUUGCGCCUUCCGGCGUCCAUCUCCCGCAACCGACUCAGCUGAGUCGCUACGAGUCGCAGAAGCGACGGGACUGGAACACUUUCGGGCAGUACUUGAGCAACCAGAGGCCUCCGGUGGGGAUCUCCCAGUGCAACUCCUCUCAUGUCUUGGAGUUCCUCCGGUACCUUGAUCAGUUCGGCAAGACUAAGGUGCACUUCAACGGGUGCGUGUACUUUGGCCAGCCUGAGCCGCCGGGACCUUGCACGUGCCCGCUCAAGCAGGCGUGGGGGAGCCUUGAUGCGCUCAUCGGUAGGCUCAGGGCUGCCUAUGAAGAGAACGGCGGGUUGCCGGAGACGAACCCGUUUGCCAGUGGCUCUAUUCGGGUCUACCUACGCGAAGUUAGGGAUUCUCAGGCUAAGGCUAGAGGAAUCCCUUACAAGAAGAAAAAGAAGAGACCGAAUCGAAGUCUGAUGAAGCCCAGUAGUGAUCCUAGCUCAAGCAUUCCGCUUCACCAAUCUUGAGCUACAAAAAUUUAUAGGUACUGUCCAGAAGCUGGAGUAAGCGUGAAAAGCUCAAAAUUCACUCUUUGGAGCCCUUAUUGCCUAUCAUAUGUAGUCAUUCCCAGAAUCAAGAUAUUGCUUUUUUUAUGACUCAAGGACUGUACUUUUCUUUAAAUGAGAGAGGCAAGUAUCCAAGGUAGCGGUGAUGAAGGGAAUACUUGUCUUGUGGGUGAGCUCAAUUUCUUCUUCUUUUCCAAUCUGUUUCAACUCAGGUGAUUACUGUUUGGAGAUUUGGAGCAUUUAUGUUCGUGAAUGUCUUCCACCAUAUGUAUAACUAUGGAUGCAAGUCUAUGACCACUGCAACUUUCCCAGACA